AUGGACCAGUUCGAAGCACACGAAGGCUCAUAUGACCACCAGCAUCGAAAGCGUCUAAAAGACCUUCAACAACUGACGAAAGACCCCAACGCUGCUUCCCGAGCUCGAGAAUCAGAACGCAAAGCCAAUGAAGAAGCUGGCAUCAAGUCUAUCAAUCUCAAUCUGUCUGGUGCUGGUUCCAGUUCGAGCAAGAAGAAGCCUGUCUUCAAAAGUACACUACAGCCGCAUAAUGCUGCUGCGUUUGGCCAAUCAACGACCUCCUCUUCGCUGAGCGGUGCUGGUGCUGGUAUUGCUGAGGUAGAGAUGAGCGAACCGGCUGACGAAAGCUGGAUCGAGGAGUGGAAUGCGGAUCCAAGUCAAAUGAAAGCCAAUGGCUGGGAGGCAGAGAGAUUCGACCCGAGAUUCCCAGCCGGCGAGUGCGGACGAUGUCGUAGGCGGUGCGAGGGACAUGGUGUUCUGGAUGCGCGAGAGUCUUAUGCUGAGUGGAGGGGCAGGUCCGAAGCUGGGAUGCAGGAGUGGACCAAGCGUUUGACCGAUAUGGCUGCUCCGCGAUGA
Recurvomyces mirabilis is the source of this 555-nucleotide messenger RNA. RefSeq lists its product as uncharacterized. Bases 1 to 555 code for a protein of 184 amino acids. The transcript has 2 exons. NCBI's taxonomy places the organism in Eukaryota, Fungi, Ascomycota, Dothideomycetes, Mycosphaerellales, Teratosphaeriaceae. The record is from RefSeq and is a predicted model, not a curated record.